Molecule: messenger RNA, 532 nt
Organism: Brassica napus (rape)
Lineage: Eukaryota; Viridiplantae; Streptophyta; Magnoliopsida; Brassicales; Brassicaceae
Product: formin-2
Exons: 1
Coding region: 41-349 (102 amino acids)
Source: RefSeq, a predicted model, not a curated record
ACAGAAAGAAGCAUACAAGGAAAAAAAAACACAUAAACAAAUGACUUCAGUGACCACUUUAGCCCUAACACUAGUUCUGAUAUUCCACCUCACGCCGGAAAUAACCGAAGCUCGCCAUCUCAAUGAUCAGAAGCCUUCAGAUGAAAUGAAAUACCUCUUUCCACCUGGGUUGCCCUUCACCGGCGUUCCUCCGUUACCGUCACUUUUUCCUCCUUUCCCUGGAAACGUUCCACGUUUUCCGUUUCCAUUACCGUCACAGUCAUCACCUCCGGCACCACUUGGUCCACUUCCCGGUUUUCCUGGCGUUGCCUUUCCUCCCCUGCCAUUCCCGACGCCGCCACCUGAGUGAUUCUAUAGGUUAACGCUGCCGCUAUUAUGAUAAUUAUCCCGUUGGAAUAAACUAUGUACGUGUAACGUACAUGGUACUAUGGAUCAUAAUCAUGUGUACUCGAUGAUAUAAAAAUAUUAGUGUUUUAUGAAAGUUAUUAGUGUAACACAAUGUUGAUCUAUAUAAUAAAUAAAUAAUUCGACU